Messenger RNA from Rosa rugosa (rugosa rose), 687 nucleotides. Its product is annotated as pectinesterase/pectinesterase inhibitor PPE8B-like. Gene Ontology annotation, molecular function: pectinesterase inhibitor activity; pectinesterase activity. Bases 1 to 687 code for a protein of 228 amino acids. The record is from RefSeq and is a predicted model, not a curated record. Lineage: Eukaryota; Viridiplantae; Streptophyta; Magnoliopsida; Rosales; Rosaceae. The transcript has 2 exons. Gene Ontology annotation, biological process: cell wall modification.
AUGGAUGCCAUCAACGCUGCCCCAGAUUAUAGCCCCACUCGCUCCACGAUCAAGAUCAAAACUGGAGUAUAUGACGAGAUACUGAGUAUCGGCAAAGAAAAGUGGAAUCUCACUUUUCUCGGUGAAGGAGUCAACAAAACCAUAAUCACCGGCAACCGAAGUAAUAUUGGAGAAUUUCGCACAUCCGAAAGUGCAACACUAGCAAUUGAAGGGGACAGAUUCUUGGUGCAAGACAUCACAUUCCAAAAUACCGCUGGGCCAGAAGUAAGGCAAGCUGUGGCAGUCCGAAGCAGUUCCGACUACUCUGUAUUGUACAGAUGUAGAAUCAUAGGGUUCCAAGACACUCUUUAUACACAACUCGGUAUUCAGUUCUUCAGAGAUUGCAAAAUCUAUGGUAUAGUAGAUUUUAUUUUUGGUCAUGCUAAAGUAGUUCUACAGAAUUGUUAUAUAUUUGGUAGACAACCACAAGAAGGUCAGCCCAUCACAAUAACUGCACAAAACCGAGACCCAAUAAACAUUAGUGCCAUAGUUAUUGACAACUGCAUUAUUACUGCAAGCACAGAACUUCGUAACUCAAAGUUCCCAGUAAAAGUGUAUCUAGGAAGACCAUGGUCAAAUUAUUCUAGUAUAGUCGUUAUGCAGAGUUUUCUAGAUACUUUCAUAGACCCAAAAGGUUGGUUGGAUUAG